Wallemia mellicola CBS 633.66 is the source of this 2178-nucleotide messenger RNA. RefSeq names its product Ebp2-domain-containing protein. Gene Ontology annotation, biological process: rRNA processing; ribosomal large subunit biogenesis. The coding region runs from base 1005 to 2123 and encodes 372 amino acids. Lineage: Eukaryota; Fungi; Basidiomycota; Wallemiomycetes; Wallemiales; Wallemiaceae. The transcript has 3 exons. Gene Ontology annotation, cellular component: nucleolus; preribosome, large subunit precursor; nuclear periphery. The record is from RefSeq and is a predicted model, not a curated record.
UGAGAAUUUACAACACACGUGUGAAUCAUAGCUUUGAAUAAGAGCGUAUGUUUAAAAAUGAUCACUUUACAAAACUGCGUUAUCUUUCAAGAGGGUUCUAUGUCUAUCUCUAACAUACUAAUUCAAAUCAUCCAGGGAAUUUAAUAUGUACUUUGGAUAAAUAUUUUCCUUCUCUAUAUCUUCACGUUUUGAAACGCCUGAUAAAACUAGGAGUGUGUCUAAACCACCCUCUUGUCCGAACUUUAUGUCUGUAUUCAGUCUAUCACCAAUCAUGAGUGUUUCUUCAUUAUUCAAGUGGUUCUUGUCAAGAAUACAAUCGAGCAUUUCUUUAUUUGGUUUGCCUACAACGGUUGGUGUUCUACCUGAAGCUAAUAUCAAUGGGGCUGACAAACUACCACUUCCUGGGAAUAUACCGGCUGACUGUGGGAAUGUACUAUCAUCAUUAGUCAGAACGAAAUUAACGUUCUUGUUUUCCAAGUAACUGAACGCGUGCGAUAAUUUUGAGUAGUUUAACAUCAAAUCCAUACCGCAAAGUACUGUAUCUACUGAAGGAUCAAUUGAGUCUUUUAUACCCUUGAAAUCAAUAUCAGUCGUUAACUUGUUGUAUUCUUCUGAUGUACCACCGAUGUGUUCAAUCCCUUCGGUAUCUAAUUCGUGUUCCAAACCAGACAUACCAAUAACGAAUGCUUUCUUAGACUUUAAUUUGUACUUCAAAUAGACGGUAGCUGCGUAUGCGCUGCCGUAGAUUUCAUCAGUUGAGACAUCCAAGCCAAACUUCUGAAAUUUAGUACGGUAUUGCUCUCUAGAUUGACUAGCGUUGUUAGUGACAAAAAUGAGUCUCUUAUUGUGCUUUCUAAGGUGAUCUAUGAACUCUUUACUUCCUGGGAUGAGUUCAUUUCUCUCCAUAAAACACCAUCACAGUCGAACAAUACUGUAGUGUACUUAUUGAUUAAUUCUUCAAAUCCGAUGGUUGACAUUACUAUACACCUUGAUCAACAGCGACGAUGGUCAAAAGAAAGGAAAUUAAAAAUGUUUUAAAAUUGGAUGAAGAUGAGGAUAACAGUUCAGAGGAGGAGAACUAUGAUGGCGUUACAGAGGAAUCGAUGCAAAAAAUCAUCCAACUUUUAGGUGAGGACGGUUUAGAUCAACAAGCUAAAGAUCAGCUCGCUUACCUCGACCAAUUAGAGACUGGAAAAUCAGACGAUUUGCUUGACGACGAGGCAGAAUUAUCUGGAGAAGACGACGAAGACGAGGAAGAAAAUGACGAAGAGGAAGACGAGGAAGAGGAAGAGGAAGAUAGUUUCAUUAAUGAUGCCCCAGAGGACGAAGAAGAAGACGCUUCAGAGGAGGAAGAAGACGUCGCUCUCGAAGAUGUCACUGGCGAAGUCGACGAAGACACCCGCGCUCAAAUCAAAACUAAAGUCGUCGUGAACAACAAAGCAGCAAUCAGUCGCAUCCUAUCAAACAUAAAGCUCAGUGAUAAACUUCCCUUUAUUGAAACACUCGCAGUCACAGCAAAUCAAUCCAUCACAGAUUAUGGUGCUGUAGACGUAUACGAUGAUUUAUCACGUGAAUUAGCAUUCUACAAGCAAUCAUUAGACGCAGUCAACAAAGCUAAACCAGAGAUUCUCAAAUCUGGUACUCCAUUCACCAGACCGACAGAUUUCUUCGCAGAAAUGGUUAAAACUGAUGUACAAAUGGAGAAGAUUCGUCAAAAGAUGUUAGAUGAAAAGAGCAACAUUGAAGCCUCAGAACGCGCUCGUAAACAACGUGAAUUGAAGAAGGUUGGUAAGAAGGUUCAAAACGAGAAGACGCUUGAGAGACAGAAGAGCAAAAAGGAAAUGGUCGAUAAAGUCAAAUCACUCAAACGUAAAAAGGGUGGUGUUGAAGGCCUUGACGCUGGUGAUGACGAUUUCGAUAUACAGCUUGAAGAUGCACUCGAGGGCGGUGAAGACAAAAAGAAGAGAAAAAUGUCAAGAAACGCACGUGAUGCCAAGUUUGGACAUGGUGGUAAAAAGAAAUACGCAAAAUCUAACACAAAGGAAUCAACUAAUGCACCAUUUAAAGGUGGUAAAUCGAAGAAUUCAAGACCAGGCAAAUCCAAGCGGAUGGCUGGUAAAUAAACUCUCUAAUCUAUUUAUUCUUUCCUUUUAUAUAUAGAUAAUGCAUAAUAUUAUU